AUGAAAGGCGACGCAGUUUUUUGGACUCAUCCCUUAACAUACUGGUUACAGUAAGUUUUACUAUUAUAGUUUGAGUUUUGAUGUCUCGAUUAAGCGAUUGCUUGAUUGGACAAUUUGCUCUUGUCAAUGUAGCCGAUUGGCGUUCUGAACGCCGUUUACAAUAUCCAAUAGAUUGCCAUGAGUUACUGGAUGCUCCCGUUUUGGGACGCUUAUUGGAAUUUAUGUAAGUUUGGCAUCUAUUAUUUCUAAAUUGCCGUUUGAUUUACAGAGAUCCAGAAAAUUCUUUCAUCAAUUCGGAUACCACUCUUGAAAUUUCAUUUGAGAAGCUGCUUAUCCAAAUAAUUCAAUUUUAUAGGGUUAUUUUCUUGAAAUUUCAACGUCUAAAAAAUUAAAUUUAGAAGAACUGUGAGCAGUUAAUCGUGUGUGAUCUUCCAAAUUUGCAUGUUUUAUGCCAGAAGGAUCGUAAUGGUGGGUGAGAUUACAUUAUACGUCUAUUUCUCGAGUGACCUUGCAAACCAAAGCCGUUUCUGGACCGGCAAGAGAAAAGAAAUAGCGUUCGGAACAAAGAAACAUAAUCAUAAUGCCGUUUAUUUGUUGACACAUUCAUCGGGUGAGCGUGUGGGUGAGCGUGUGGGUGAACGUUUGGCGAAUGGGUCGUUGCAAAUCAAAGCUAAUCAUAAACAAGUCUAACUGAUAUUCCGAAUGUUGCAGUUUAUUCUAUUUCGACUUCCUUAUCGUCACUUUGUUUUAUUUUCCAAAACAGUUUAUUUACAUUGUGGUAAUUUUCCAAUUGUCAGAAAAAUCGAUUUAGCUUUAGUUCCUAUUUCUGAAACUUUUUUGUAGAAUUUAUAGAAAAAGGAAAAACAAAGCAUUAGAAACGUUUACAGUAAUAUUGUGCACACAUUUCUAUAGAAACUUCAAAAAACCACAUUUUCACAUGUUUCUCCAGAGAACUCAUUAGGUUAAGUGCGCGUUGAAUUUGACUAGCAAAUGUAAGUACAAUUGAGACAACAAUUGUCUGCGUAAUACUAUGAAAAAUAUUCUUCUGCUGAAAAUCAUUAUACCGAUGUGUUCCGUAUUACCAAACAUAAAUUCUGGUAUUCAACUUUUUAAGUGAAACUGAAGUUUAUCAAAUAAGACUCCGUUCGGUUUUUUGUAGAAGUAGGCAAGAAGAAAACGAACAAUACAGCAAACCUCGAAUGUUAGAUCGUACAAUCCUAUUCAUCUUUUGCAUGUUCAGCUGUUAGUAAUAGAAACUGAGAAGUGCGAUUUCAUUUCUACGAUAGUUGUUUUCUCUUACUAUAUCAACGAAUGAAAUAGAUUCCCUGAUGGGUAUUCUAUGUGGAAGAGAGCGGAACACCUGUCCGUUACACAUAUAUUUUAAACUUCCGUUGUAGUUCUCUCCCUCGUUCUUCUCGAACAUUUCCUCCGAAAUCCGAAUUUUCUCACUCCAUCGCGCCUCUUACGACGAGUUUCCCGUGAUAAUAUGCAAAUAUUUGCACGAGACUCAGCUGCCUCAAUAAAUUUUUUCUCGACUACUCACCAGCAUUCUUUAUUGAACAAACGGCAGAGAAAUCGGUACCUUGCGCAAUUCGAAUCCAUUCGUAAUCUAACUUUCGCUUCUGCUUCUUCUUAUACUUUGGUGGCAGCAGUUUGCGGAUUCUAAAAAUCUGCGGACUCGUUUUUUUUUUCAAAGUGAAAAACAGUUUCUCUAUCCGCAAACGAAUGCACUGUGAAUCACAGUCUGUGAUGAGGCUUCCGAAAAGUACUUGAGAGAGAGAGAGAGAGAGAGAGAGAGAGAGAGAGAGGAGAGAAAGAGCGAUUUCCGUUUUCCUCUGUUUCAAUCAAACUUUAGACACUUGUUCUAUAAUUAUUUCCAUAUUAAUAAAUAUUACUAAUUUCAUUUCAGAUAACUUCUACGAACAGGUGAAGAAGGUCAUUCUACUGAUUCUUGGCUGUGCAAUACAGAGUGAGAAGAAAAAAGUUUUCAUUGAUCGCAUAACUGCAUUCAACGAACACAUCCAAGCUGGCCUUGCUCAUCACAUCCGAGAAAUAACUGAAGACACGUCGAUUCUCAUCAGUGCAAAGCACACCGGCAAGAAAGUUGUGUUCCAUUCAGUGAAGAAAGUGAUGAAGCAACAGGAUGUACUAACAGAUCAAUCUCGUUAUGAAAAUGUAUGCAGAUUAAACUAAAUAAACUAUAGAUCCAGUGAAUAAAAAAUAAAUGCUUUCAGGAGGCAGAUUUGGCAGAAAUCAAAACAAACAGUUCGUUGACCGAGAAUGCCAGUACGAGUGGUAACGAAUUCAGUUAGUGCUCACAAAUUCAGAAAUCAUCAUUUCAGAAUCCCGGUCGGUUUCCCCGAAUUCAGAACAUCGUCAGUUUUCCAUACAAUUAACGAAACUCACACACGAGAACCGUCAACUUCGAGAACAAGCGUAAUCAAAGCCGAUGAGGCCGUGCCAAAGCGGGGGAAUUCACGAAAACCGCGGAUGCCAAAAUUGCGGAAUCAAAAUCGCGGAUUCUUGCACGCGCCAAACUUAACGCGCACGUGUCACUAACCUGACGGGUUUCCAUCAAAACCAAAUUAUGGGUCCUUGAAUACAACUUUGUUUGACCAAAUAUAUUUUUCAAAGUAGCUUACGCUUCAUUUCUCUGAUUGUUCACUGUUCAUCAGUUCAAAAAACGCAAGCUUACUGUAAACGCGCGUCAAGUAUAUCGCAUGUAAGAAUCCGCGAUUUUCGCAUCCGCGGUUUUCGUGAAUUUCCCCGUUUCGGCACGGCCUCAAGCCAAUGGUUCUCCAAAAACGAUGAAAUUUUUAGAGAGAAUAAGGAUGAAGAAUGUAGAAAACUGGAAGUGGAAAUAGAAGCCAAGGCGAAACGGAUAACUGCCUUGGAAAAUGAUAAGCGGAAGUUGUUGGGUCAAGAGCGAGUUGUUAAGGAACUAAAUGAUGACUUGCAAGCUGCCCGAUAUCGAAUAGAAAAGUUGCAACCAUUAGAACACAUUGCCAAAAAGUUCAACGAUGCUAAAGAAGACAACGAAUUUCACAAAUCAAGAAAUGAGGUUUGAAAGAGUGAAAAACUUUUAGAUUUGAAAACUGUUUUUAAGACAUUGGAAAAGAAGAAUGCUGCUCUAGAAGGAACUAUAAUUGAGCUCGAAAAAACUAUCAGGUCAUUGCAAAUCGACAAUAUUGACAAAAGCAAUGCUACAGGGAGCGUUUUACGUUUGAAGACCACAAUUGAAAGCAUGGAACACUGUCUCGACCAGAAAAAUGCUGAAAUAGAGGUUCUACUCGAUGAGAAAUAUAGACUGAAUCACGAGUUGAAGGAAAGAGAAGAGAGAAUAACUCAGUUGGAAAUGUAAGAAAAACUUUUUUAGAACAGGGCGGGGAUAGCGGAUAUUAUAGGGUUAUUCAGAUUGUGCCUUUUUUCUAACUGGAAAGUGGGCUGGUCGAACAGGCGCCUGAAAAAAACAGGCGCCUCCUUAUCAGGCGCCUGAAAUCGCCUGUUCGACCAGCCUACUGGAAACCUUAAAACCUUAACCGUGGAAAGCCUUAAAGAGUUUCUUCAUGGGCCCCCAAGACAAUCAAAUUGCUUCUUAUUGAAGGUCUUCUAGUACAACAACUCCACGGCACGUAAAUUCCCUAGCUGAGCAGUUGGAGGACGCAACGAAGGAUGAAUUAGAAAUUAUGAAAACCGAAAUUCGAAAACUGAGAGCUCAAACAGAAGGAGCAGCGCCUGAAGUAUUGUGAGUAUAAUUAUGCAGUCUGGAACUGGAACUCUCUAAUUUUGCAGACCGGCACACAUUUCACGAGAAAUUGAUGAAUUGCGAAAGAAGUUGGAGGAGGCUGAGUUGAAAAUUGAAGAAUGCUCCCUAGACCACAAAAAAAUUGAAGUGGAAAAAGAGAAAAGUUGUAAAAAUUUGGAAAGUAUUGGAAUUGAGUUAGAAGAGACUUUGAUGCAGUUGGACUACAUUCGUGGUGAACGAGACGAAGCAAUCAAAGGACUUCAUGAAGCACGGAGGAAGUUCACACAAUUCCAAGAUGAAUUCGGAAAACGAUUAGAAAGAGAAGCAGAAUACAAGAUUCAGGAACUUCAACUUGAAUCGGAGAGCUUUAAGACUAAUAUGUUGAUUUCUCAGCAACAGCAAGCAGACCUUGAGAAUCAAAUAGAAAAACUCGAAGAAGAAAAUCGAAAGCUUCUGUUUGAACUGGAUGAAUCACGAGAAGAGAUACGCUCAGCCGAGAUAUCCGUUUCGCAUCUGGACAAAGCCCGAAAAAACGCUGAAACUGAAAAGGAAGCAUUGAGGGCUAGGACAGAAGAAUUGGAGAAGGAAGUAGACAACUUCAAGCUACUGUUACUCAAUUAUGACAGCAAACAAAAGCGACUUGACGAUAAGGAUAAUCUGAUAGGCCGAUUGCAUGAUGAGAAAGGCAGUUUGGAGAAUGAAUUAGGAUUGGCAAAGCAGCAAUUGGCGAUAGAGUUGAAGAAGACUCAACGUCUUCGAGAAGACUUUGUGUUGGAAAAGUCGAAAAGAGCUGACCUUGUUGGAAAACUCAGGUCUUUGUGUUCAACUGUCAAUUCCCAUGGUGGAGAUCUAGAUGUUAGUGAUCUUGAUGACGAAGAACUCAUAAAUAGUAUCGAUGAUAUUAUGAUGAAAGCUUUGGUGACAGUCAAACGAGAAUCAGAUUCUUUACGAGUUCAACAAAACAAGCAGAUUGCAGAACUGUCUGAUUUGAAGCGUGAUAUUGAGAAGUUGAGGUAGGAGCGACAUCUAUUUUCUUAUGGGGCUAUUCAGCGUGUGUUUGUUUUCCGUUUUUUUUCGUUUUUUCACACCGCUGAAUUGGGUUUUUUUUACGUAAAAAAACGAAAAAAAACGGAAAGAAAUCAUUUUUUUCACAGCCUGAAUAACCCCAUUAUGUUUUUAAUUCUUUUUUUAGACGCAGUGAAAGUGAAUCGCUUAAUGAGAGCGAUAAUCGAGUUCAGGAGCUAACUAAAGAACAUAUGGCAGCGAGAGAAGAAGCCUUUGCUCUAAAAAAAAAAAUACGAGAACUAACGUUGGAACUAUCGUCAAAAGAUAAUGAUAUCGAAAUUGCUAGGAAUUCUAUAGAAGAGCAAAAAAAGAGUAUGGUAAGAUAUUUCUUCAAACGCCAACAUCAUGUAACAUUUGAAUCGUGUUCAGACUGACUCCGGCUCCAACAGCGGUACGAUUGCUAGUUUGCAAGUUUCAAUUAGGAACUCUCAAAUUCAGGUUAGCAGCUAAAAUUUUUCAGAAUUAUCUCACAUGUGAUUUCAGGAAGAACUGGUGAAACAAGAGAACUUGAAACUCCGGGAUGAAGUUUACGAGUUGCAAAAACAGAACAAAAAACAUGCAUUUAACAUGGAUGAGCUAGAAUCGAUGCAUAAGACACUGCUUGUCGAUCACAGUCGUCUACAACAUCUUUAUAAUCUGCUAACCAGUGAUUAUGAUAACUCUAAGAGAGAAUCUACAGAAUUGAGACAGCGACUUCAAAAUGUUCCUUUGGUACCUUUUUGUUGACAUUAACAUAAUCUUUUGUUUGAAACUUUAGCACUCUGGAAAUUCGAUUGCAAUCUAAUUAGAAGAGUUUGCAAUCUAAUUAGAAGAGUUUGCAAUCUAAUUAGAAGAGUUUGCAAUCUAAUUAGAAGAGUUUGCAAUCUAAUAAGAAAAAGCUCUAUUUCGCAAUCUAAUCAGAUUUAAUUGAAGUUCCAGUAAAAUCGUAUUAGAUUACAAUGUAUUUUUCCUGCAUUGCAAUCUAAUAAGAAAAAAUUGCAAUCUAAUUAGAAAAAAUUGCAAUCUAAUUAGAAAACAUUGCAGUGAUUGCGAUCUAUUAUAGGGACACCGCACAGAAAUGGCGCUCUGUUGAGAAACUCUUUUUGCAGUGCAAAUUGAGCGACCUCGGGGCCGAGUUUGAAAAGUUAGGUCACGUUUACAGUGGAAAAUUACUUCGCGGCAUAGAAAUUCGGUCAGAUUGCGAACAGAGCGCCAUACUCUGGGAACUCAAUCGCAAUCUAAUUAGAAAGCUUUGCAAUCUAAUACGAACUCGUUUGAAAUAGAAUUUGCUUCAAUUAGAUUGCAAAAUCUUCUAAUUAGAUUACAAUCACUGCAAUUUUUCUAGUUAGAUUGCAAUGUUUUCUAAUUAGUUUGCAAUUUAUUCUUAUUAGAUUGCAAUUCAGGAAAAAUAUAUUGUAAUCUAAUACGAUUUUACUGGAACUUCAAUUAAAUCUGAUUAGAUUGCGAAAUAGAGCUUUUUCUUAUUAGAUUGCAAACUCUUCUAAUUAGAUUGCAAUCGAGUUUCCAGAGAUUUCUGUGAGAUGCCCCUAUAACAAUUAGAAGAUUUUGCAAUCUAAUUGAAGCAAAUUCUAUUUCAAACGAGUUCGUAUUAGAUUGCAAAGUUUUCUAAUUAGAUUGCGAUCGAGUUCCCAGAGCAGCAGUCUAUCUCAACGAAUUCAAGCAUCCAAGAGCUUGAAAAGAAAUUGAUCCGAGAAGCGGAUAUGCGAGAAAAAGGUCAUCAAACUUACUUGGAGCUGGAGAAGAAACACGAUUAUUGCAAAUCUGAACUAAUCAGUCUAAAGUAACGAAAUAUAAAUAAUUAUACAUUUCAAAAAUGUUUGUAGGAACGAAAUAGACGUUAUUGUGUGCAGUAAAGAAAAGUUGAAUGUGGAGCUCAGGCGAAAAAACGACAUAUGCCUCAACCAAACUGAAAUAAUUGAAGGACUGAAAAGACAAUUUAGUUCUCUGACUGCGGACAAUAGUAAACUGAUUAAAAGAGUGGACUCACUGUGCCAACUAAACCAAGCAUACAGUGAGGAAAAUAAGAACUUGACAAAACAAAUGGAGAUUUUGAUAAAUCAAAACAAGGAACUUUUACAACGUGCUCUUCACGACAAAGAUCAGUAUCAUUUGGAAAUGAAGGAUUUCCAAGUAUGCAAUUUUUCAAACUUUGAACUAAGCCGUACCCUUUCAAUUCAGGAUAAGUUGAACUCUUUACGGCGUCAUAAAGAAAAGUUGGAGGAUAAAAUUAUUGAUCAGUAUAGAACAAUGGAAAAUAAAAAGACACCAGAAAGAAAACAACCGCUCGUGAAGAGAGCUGCAAAGGCUUUGAUUAGUAGAGUAAGUGUGUUGAGUUAGUGAGAAACGUGCAGUUUUGGAAGACGUGUCACAUCACUGAUUUUUUCAGAGACGAAUCGCAUCCAAUGGUGGUUCCACAACUGAAGACAGUAGCGUCUACUCGGCUGAUGAACGAUCUUCACCUACACUUCUCGGUAAUUACCCAUGUUCAGCGUCAGAUGUGUCCACAUCCAGUGGCUCCAUCUCUAUUUCGGAAUCAUGUCCAGUACAUGGUUCUUAUUUUGAUGAUAUACGUCGGAAGCCUGACCAGCGGUUAUCUUUUUCUCCUUUUUCUUCGUUUAAAAAAAUACAGAGUGCUCAGAAUCAAGCUUCAUUGGGUCCCUACAACAAUCCUAGUGUCAAAAAAAUGAUAGACACGAACUUGACUGUGUACUACAAUAACACUGAGUAGAGCAAGAAUUUCUAUUUUCGGAGCUUUUCAAAAUAAGAAGAAUUUAUUUUAUUCUGAAUUUCUACUGUAGUAAUUGUUGCAUGUGUAUGUGAUUGUCUUUCCUUCAGCCUUUCGUGUUUUCGGGUGUUCGUAGUCCUUUGGUUCAUAAACGUCCGGUCUUUGUUAUGUCCUGUAGAAUAAACAUAUAUGUCUACGUGUUUUUGUUAUUCAUAUGUUCUAUCGAAACGUUUCCAUCAGGUGCUCCGGAUGAUAACGAUAACUUGCCUCCUACAUGCUCAUCCUCAGACGAUCAUGACAGAAUAUCGCCACACGAAGAGAUCCAGAUUAGCUCCAUACGGGCAAGGAACAAUCAGUUUGGUGGUUCAGUGAGAGUAGCUUCAACUCCCACGCGUACUUCUGACCAAAGCUUGUGUGAUUUUGCACAAGUGAAUCAAAGUAUUGGAUCAGAAGCAAUUAAUACUAUUUGCUUUACUUUUUAGAUGCCUCAUAUCCUCGAACCCGAGCGCUUCUCCGAAAUACAGUUGCAACUUCCUCACUCCGAUCCAGACCCCCACCACCACCUUACACGUCUUCAACUAGAUCACGGAAUUUUCUACCUAAACAUGGUAAUCUGUUUGCUUAUCUGGAUUCGUCGCCAAUUUCAACUCACCUCAAAACAGAACACAAACCCGAGCACUUUUCCGACCGCAGUGUUGUUAGUGAAGGAGAAAAGCGGGAUACUAUCAGGGAUAAAGUGAGUUUAAGCAAAUUUUGUCUUUGAUUACGAGUUUCGCUCAAUGAAUAUAGAUGUUACAGGAAGAAAGAACAGACAAAACAAUGAGCUACUACGAAAAUGUUAACAACUGUGUAACACCUGGAGUUGAAAAUAAGCUAAACGAAUCUACAAUUUGGUAUGAAUAUGGAUGUGUGUGACCGAAGAAAUGCUUCUAUGUACAUUGAACACCGGGUGGAUCAUCUCGUAUUUUAAAUAAACAAUUGUUUUUAAAACAAUUGUUCAACAAUCGCAGCCCAUGUGUUAAAAUAAAUUCGGCCGACACUCCCACAGACGGUGAAAAAAUGUAUUUGCAGAAAAUGAAAUAAUUGGGUUCAUCUCUACACGGGCCGGCAAAGCAUACGGAGGAGUGGAAAUUUUAUUGUGAAUUGUGAAGCUGUAACUUCUCUCAGAAACCUUACAUUUACCUCUGACCUGGCUCAUUUUGAAGAACCCAGUAAACUUGAACUCUUAUCAAAAAAUCAGAGGUUCCUAUGUUCGAUUUCUGGAGAUAUAUUGAAAAAACCGAAAGUCCUAUGUAUGAAAAGCCGGCCCGUGCUCUACAUGACACAGUGUUGGCCGAAAAAUUUUCAAAUCUCACAUAUCGAAUUUUAUAAUUUUUUAAAGACUUUUCUACCCACGUUUGUUACUAUUUUAAGCUUUUUCAGAAUUGGCAUCUUUGUCGGAGAGCUCGGCCGCGUAGGGAAUGGAGAGCUCGGCCGCAUAGGGAAUGGCCCGCACUUACCUUGGGCUUUUCGAAUUGGACCUAUAUGAUUCGAAAGAGAAUUUCACGGAGAAUCCGAAUCUGCUCUCCAUUUUUGCUAAGGAGCACUGGCUGGCGAGAAAAUCUGCCUGUUUCUGCCACAUUUUCUAGCAAGUUCAUCUGCGGCGACCUGUAUCUCAAGAACAAAGCAAAAAAGUGGUCAACUAGUAUUAUAGGGGCACCGGAUAGAAAGGGCGCGCUGUUCGCAAUCUGGCCGAAUUUCUAGGCCGCGAAGUAAUUUUCCACUGAAAAUGUGGCCUAACUUUUCAAACUCGGCCCCGAGGUCGCUCAAUUUGCUCUGCAAAAAGAGUUUCUCAACAGAGCGCCAUUGCUGUGGGGUGCCCCUAUGAUAUCUCAAGAACCACGCGUCCGUUGCAAAAGUGGUCAACUAGUAAGUUAACGCAAAUUAUGUCGUGAAUAACUUUCUAGUUGACCGUCUAUUUAAAAAAAAAUUAGUUGUUGAGUUAUGAACUGUUUUCCUAGAGCGACGAGAAAAAAACGACGAUAACUCGAAAACUAAUUUUUUUAAAUGAUGAUCAACUACAAAAUUAUUUACGAGAUAAUUUGCGUUAACAUACUAGUUGACCACUUUUGCAACGGACGCGUGGUUCUUGACAUACAGGUCGCCGAAGAUGAACUUGCUAGAAAAUGUGGCAGAAACAGGCAGAUUUUCUCUCCAGCCAGUGCUCUUUAGCAAAAAUGGAAAGCAGAUUCGGAUUCUCCGUGAAAUUCUCUUUCGAAUCAUAUAGGCAUAGUAGCCACGGGCCGGGCCGGUUCAAAAAGCGGGAAUUCAAAAUUUGAAUUAUUGAUCGCAUGAAGCCAUUUUUUGUAGAAUUAGGGGUUUUUGGCAAGCAUCGAACAUUGAAAAACAAAUGUAUUUCUCAUAAAAAAUUCAUAAUACUAUGAUAAUAGCAAAAAACAAAGAAGAAACACUAAAACUUUAGUUCGAACAUUUUUUUUGUAAUAACGCACGGUCUCCAGAGCUGACAAUGGGCGCAAGUGCGUCCCGCCCAAUAGAGCGAUACAUUGGCGCGAAAUUCAAAUUUUAACAGCAAAAUUAGUGUUUUUUGCCAGAUUAGCCACGAAAAACCGAUAAUUUCUGAUUUGUCUCUCGAUAGACCGAUUGUAUGGGCUAUUACAAAUUUUUUAAGCGCGAGAGCGUUAAAUUUGGUCAAGUCGCAAAUCACAUUUAUCCGUUUGAAGGUUUUUGGCUAAAACUGCGUGAAUUUCAGUUGCUUUCCGGUAAUUUUCGCGGUUCGAGCGCUCAAAAUGCUUGUAUUUACGUGAUUUAUCAUUCUCAAAACCAAUUCUGUCUAAAAAUGGUCAAGAAAGCGCAAAAUGAGAAGUGCGGUUUUUAGGCGGCGAUCUGCGGCGAAGGCGAAAAAGCGAAAUCCGCAAAAAUGCGCCAAAACGUCAUUAAUUCCGAGAAUUAGUGUGUUUUUUAUGCCGAACAAUCAUUUUUCAUCGCCUUUGACCACAAAAAUCAGAGAAAACCUGCUCAACUCAUGAAAACGCCAUUUGGCCGAGACCACGCCCAUAUUGUCAGCUCUGGAGACCGUGUAACGAAAAAAAAAUUUCCGCGAAAAUUUGAAUUCCCGCCUUUUGAACCGGGCCGACCGGGCCGGGCCCGCAUGGCCGGCCCGAAAUCUGGCAAGUCUGCAUAUAGGUCCCAUUCCAAAAGCCCAACUCGGCAAAGGCGCGCCACUUUUGCGCAAACUUCACGCACGGUGAUUCUUUGCGAGGGUGUAGUGAGAAACGCGCCGCGAACUCGGCCACCAUUCAAAGAAGGGGCGUGGUCUUGCGCAAUUGCCGCACGCAAUUUUGCAAGUUUGGCGCGCGCGCUUUCUGUUUAGCCGCAAUUGUUUCCGACAGCAUUUUGAAGACGUUCUUACUGCUUUUCAGGAAUAUUACACAGCGCUGUUAUUGGUUUUUGCUGUUGGCAAUUUUUCUCUGUUGAUAACAAUUACUAAAAAAUAAUAAAGCUUCUAUAAACUGCGUUCUUUCAUGUUUGAGAUGAAAAAAUACAAAACUCAGCCGAAAACAAGCAUUAAUUGACAGAGAACAAGCGCUAAAAAAUGAAACAAGCGCGAAAUUCGUGAAAAAUUCCCCAUGGCCGAGUUUCUUCGGUUCGGCCUCCUGGCCUAACUUCUGGCGUGGCCUAAUAAUUUCUUGUUCAGCAGGGGGACUCGGCGGAAACCGUGGCCUAGUACCACGGCCUGCGACCCCGGGCCAAAUGGACUAGAAUUUUCCUCGUCACCCUCGCAAAGAAUCACCGUGAUAUAUAUCACGGUCUCCCACGGCGCGAAUGAUCUCAAUGGGGCGCACUUGCAACAGGCGGGCCGUGUGAUUUACGCGGCGGCCGAUUAAUUAAAGGUGGUGUCCAACGUGACAUACAACAUAUUUUUAAAAUAAACUUCGAAGUGGGGCAUUCACUUUCCCAAAGUCCCGAAUUACGAAAAAAAUUCCCCGAUUUUUAAGAUUUUUUUCAAAAAAGUUAAUGGUACCGAGAGAAGUACACGGCGAAAUGGAAGAGCCGGCCUAGAUUUUUCAAGUCCCCGGAUGGAAUUCCCUUUUCUUCCGAAUUUUUUCCGUUUUCAUGCAAUUUUCUUAAAUGUUCAAUCGUUUUUCCACUGAACACACUUAUUUGCAAUAUUUUUAAAAAAAUUUAUAAUUUUAUCUGUGCCGUGACGCCAAAAAAAUCGAUAAUCUGAAACUUUUUUUGUUGUUUUUCCGGGUUUUUUUCGCUCAAUCUUCGGUUUGCGCGCUGAAAAAUAAAUAGAGUUUUACAAAAAGUGGCUGAAUUUCUGAAUUUUGCUAAAUUUUGAAAGUUUCAGAUUAUCGAUUUUUUUGGCGUCACGGCACAGAAAAAUCAUAAAUUUUUUUAAAUAUUGCAAAUAUGUGUGCUCACACGGUCUCCAGAGCUGACAAUAUGGGCGUGGCCUCGACCAAAUGGCGUUUUCAUGAAUUGAGCAGGUUUUCUCUGAUUUUUGUGGUCAAAGGCGAUGAAAAAUGAUUGUUCGACGUGAAAACACACUAAUUCUAAGAAUUAAUGACGUUUUGGCGCAUUUUUGCGGAUUUCGCUUUUUCGCCUUCGCCGCCGAUCGCCGCGGCGCGCCGCCUAAAAAGCGCACUUCUCAUUUUGCGCUUUCUUUACCGUUUUCAGACAGAAUUGGUUUUGAGAAUGAUAAAUCACGUAAACACUAGCAUUUUGAGCGAUCGAACCGCGAAAACUACCGAAAAGCAACUGAAAUUCACGCAGUUUUAGCCAAAAACCUUCAAGCGGAUAAAUGUGAUUUGCGACUUGACAAAAUUUAACGCUCUUGCGCUUAAAAAAUUCGUAAUAGACUAUACAAUCGGUCUAUCGAGAGACAAAUCAUAAAUUAUCGGUUUUUCGUGGCUAAUCUGGCAAAAAACACUAAUUUUGCUGUUAAAAUUUGAAUUUUGCGCCAAUGUAUCGCUCUAUUGGGCGGAGCGCACUUGCGCCCAUUGUAAGCUCUGGAGACCGUGGCUCAGUGAAAAAACGAUUGAAAAUUUAAGAAAAUUGCACGAAAACAGAAAAAAAUCGAAAAAAAGGGGAAUUCCAUCCGGGGACUAGAAAAAUCUAGGCCGGCUCUUCCAUUUCGCCGUGUACUUCUCUCGGUACCAUUAACUUUUUUGAAAAAAAUCUUAAAAAUCGGGGAAUUUUUUUCGUAAUUCGGGACUUUGGGAAAGUGAAUGCCCCACUUCGAAGUUUAUUUUAAAAAUAUGUUGUAUGUCACGUUGGACACCACCUUUAAUUUUCAACGGGAGUUCGCGUUCUUUCCAUGUCUUCUGUAGAAUACACCUAUUUUUUUGUACGCCCGGAACCUGGAUUCGAAUAAUUAGAGCACUAGCUACGUUUUGGUAACAGAAAUCUCACAUAUCGUUGAGAAUUAGCCGAGUUAUUUGGAUUUGAAGGUUUUGGCCUGGAUUUUGAUGUUUUUCGAAUAGUUUUCGAAAACUGCUCAAGAAAACUAACCGCCGGAAUCUGAAUUUUGUGAAGAAAGAUUCAGCGAACUUUUUUAUUGUUUGUUGGGCUCAUGAAAUGCAAAAUGAGCUUAAAUAUAAAGGUUUGAAGUUUUGACGAAAAACAUGAAAAACUCUAAAUUCUGUAAAGAACGGUUUCCAAUCAGUAAAAUAUUGUUUUCUAGACGUUUUUCAAGUCAAAAGGAAAGAAAUAAAGGUCGUAAACUCGAAUUGAAAUGCAUUUUUAGACCUGCAAAUUUUCAAAAGUUGCAAUGACACUCCGCAAUUUACGAUCGCACUGUGUUUAGCAUUAGCGCCCUGGGAGACCGUGAACUUAAAGGAUCGUCGCAGAUUUUGCGCAAACUUUAAGGAUUUUCGCAGCUUUUGCGCAAACUUUAAGCGUCCUCGCAGCUUUUGCGCAAACUUUAAGCGUCCUCGCAGCUUUUGUGCAAACUUUAAGGCAUGUCGAAAUUGUUAUGGAAACUUUGCAUUUUCAGUACUGUUCGCUUUUUCCAGCUUGUUUUUAUGCGUUUUAUUUGUUUUUUGUUGCUUAUAAAAUUGAAACUACUUAUCUUUUUCCGUAUUUCCUCGGUUUGAGCGCAUUUCAAGCGAAAUUUCAGUCGGAUUUCAUUUAGAAGCGAGUGUUAUUGAAAAUUUGUAUGAAGUCACUUGAAUUCGAGCUACUUCACAAUUAUUUAAGAUGUUUGAACGAUUCACAUGCUCGUACUUUUGUACUAUAUCACAUUCUUUUCUGGUUUAGAUAGAACAUGAACCACUGUAAAGAGAAAAAUGGAUCCGGACGAAACUAUCGACUUCAGCGAAAAAGUGUCCAAGUCAUUUGUCUCGAAAGGAGACUCGGUGAGUUCCGUUCGAAUUAAGACUGUUAUAUGAUUACAUGAGAUAUGAUUUUGAUGAGAAGUGGAACCAGAGUUGAGCGGAAUAGAUUUUUUGAAAAGGCGGAAUUCAAUUUUUUUUGGCGGAAGGCGAAAAGACGCGGCAUAGACACGGCCGUUAAUCCUCCGAUUCAUGAAUUAAAAGAGUGUUUCAGUGAGUUAGCAGAAAAUUUUAUAACUCGUAGAUGAGAAUUUCAGAUUUUGAGGAUGGGCUCUCUUACAUCGCCUGCAUUUUCACUUAUAACAACGUGUCUUUUUUCAGUUAUGAAAGUGACGAAGACUAUACAAUCACUAAUCUCUAAAUGGUACUUGUUUCUGGUUUUUAUACUAUCCCAAUAAAAUUGUUUUUUCAUGCAGAAAUGAAGUGGAGAUAAACUGAACAUUUUUAAGCAGCAUUUGGUCAAAAUUUUAAAACUGACAGCUUUUGCGCAGACUUUACGCAGAUUUUGCGCAACUAGCCAGCUGCGCUAACUUUGCGCAAAAGUGGCGCGCCUUUGCCGAGAAGGUAAGUGCGGGCCAUUCCCUAGUUAGAAACAUACUGCGCUUACUCAUAAUUUUUGGAGGCUACGUCGAGCCAGAACUGUCCCGUAUCAGAACUGUCCCGGAUCAGAACCUACCUGCAGGUGGUUCUUGUUACAACAAAUCAUGUUUGGACGGGUUCUGAAUCAGACGGGACAGUUCUGGCUCGGCGUAGCCACAAUUUUUGUUUUCUAAAGUUAGUAGGAGUAUUGUCAACCAAAUCCUUUAUUUUGUUAUUUGCCUUCCAAGAGCAUUGCCUACGUUUUUGAAAUAUUGUUUAUGGGUUACCUUCCAAAAAUCAUGGGUUACCUUCCAAAAAACUUCUCUAUCAAUUUUCGCGAAGCAAUUGACGCGUGUCCCGUGCGAAAAUUUCGGCUGCACAAAGUUUAGUAAUUGUACAAAACGAUUAAAAAGUAUAGAAUUUCUGAAUUUUAAAAGCACAGCUGCUCUUCUUUUACUUUCUGCUGCCCUUCUACUGCUGAUUAUGCUGAUAAUUUGUCACGUCUGCAUUCUUCGUCGAUAGUUUCGUCCUUUGCAUACUAUUCUUCAAGCACUUUUCAGAGAAAACGUACCACGUGGGUAUCGAUGAGACAUUUGGAACAUCUCGAUUACAACAUUGUUGAUUAA
Molecule: messenger RNA, 15075 nt
Organism: Caenorhabditis sp. 36 PRJEB53466
Lineage: Eukaryota; Metazoa; Nematoda; Chromadorea; Rhabditida; Rhabditidae
Source: the annotation of a GenBank genome assembly